UCGGGAGUCGGAAUGGAGAAGAUCUGCAAAAGGCGAUGUGCAGUUACAGUGCAAGAACCCGUGCCGGCGCAACUAUGAAAUAUGGCUUCAGAUAACGGUGUGCAGCCAUUGGGUGGGUCCUCCUCCCCCACCCUUGGGCCCCCAAGCCACGGCACGAUUUCACACAUGGACGUUCAGGGGUACAGGUACGUGUGCUGGCGCGUGUGGCUGUGCCAUGUUGGGAGCGUUCUGUCUGUGGGACUGCUGCUGGCGUUGUUCAACUGGCGCCCCCGUCUGGGAGUGCUCGCUCGCUGCAGACCCUGUCCGCUGGGCCUGGCGGACACUCUGCUCAUAAGGGACAGCUUUGGUCAGCAGUUUGUUGUUGAGGUGCUGACAGAAGAGAUUGAGGAAAACAGUUUGGAGCAGCAGGGAGCUGAAUUUGAAGAGAAUGAAUGGAGGGACACAGUACAGCUCCACAAAGAUGAGAAAGCACUGCUGCGGUACUAUGUGUAUGAGGGGCUGCGCUAUGUGUGGAUGCCGAAGAAGGGUGCCUUUUGCCGGGUCAGUGUCCUGAGCCAGGACUGGACCUGCGAUGACCUGUACCACCAGCUAGGAGGGCUGAGUCGCCAGGAGCAGAGUGCUAGGAGGAAAUUGUACGGGCACAACCUGAUUGAUGUGCCAGUGAAAUCCUAUCCGCGACUGCUGUUUGAGGAGGUGCUCAACCCCUUCUACAUAUUCCAGGUGUUCAGCAUUAUCCUGUGGAUGUCAGAUAACUACUACUACUAUGCAGCCUGCAUCUUGUUCAUAUCCCUCAUCUCCAUUGCAGUCUCGCUUUACGAGAUCCGCAAGCAAAGCAGCACACUCCGCAGCAUGGCACGACUGGUCGUGAAUGUGACUGUGCGCAGAGACACAGGGGAGGAGGACACUGUGAGCUCCGAGGAGCUGGUCCCUGGGGACUGUAUAGUGAUACCAGAGGCAGGGCUGCUGCUGCCCUGUGACGCCGCCCUGCUGGCCGGGGAGUGCAUGGUCAAUGAGAGCAUGCUGACUGGUGAGAGUGUGCCAGUGAUGAAGACCCCGCUGCCGGCCGGAGGAGCUCCGUACAGCCCUGACUCCCAGCGCAGACACACUCUGUUCUGUGGCACACAGGUCAUCCAGGCCAAAGGGGGGCAGCAGAGAGGGGCAGGGGCCCUGGCUGUUGUCGCACGCACAGGUUUUUUUACAGCAAAGGGUGACCUGGUCAGCUCCAUCCUCUACCCCCAACCCAUCAACUUCCGUUUCUAUCGAGACGCCAUGAAGUUCCUGCUCUUCCUGGGGGCUCUGGCACUGAUGGGGACCAUAUACAGCAUUGUGAUCCUUCGUAUGAGCAACACCCCGUGGGCCGAGCUUUUAGUCCGGGCUCUGGACAUAGUGACAAUCGUGGUGCCGCCGGCGCUCCCCGCCGCCAUGACAACGGGCACCAUCUACGCCCAGAACCGGCUGAAGAAGAACGGCGUCUUCUGCAUCAGCCCGCCUCGCAUCAACGUCUGCGGGAAAGUCUCGCUCUUCUGCUUUGACAAGACAGGCACUCUGACAGAGGAGGGUCUGGACGUGUGGGGGGUCAUGGAGGGGAGCAAGGCAGGCUUUGGGGAGCUAGUGCCCGAUCCUCGCCUGCUGCCCCCUGGCCUGCUGCUCUCCGCCCUAGCCAGCUGUCACUCUGUGGCCCUGCUGGGGGACCAGCCCCUGGGAGACCCUCUGGAGCUGAAGAUGAUCGAGUCCACGGGCUGGGAACUGGAGGAGCUGGAUGGAGGUGGCAAGGGGGGGGAUGGGGAGUUUGGAAACGUCAGAGUGCUGACGGUGAUGCGGCCUCCUUCGCCAGCGAUCCAGCCUGAAGGCAUUUCCAUCCGCGAGCCCGUGGCGAUCGUGCGGCGGUUUCCCUUCUCCUCCACACUGCAGAGGAUGAGUGUGGUGACUGUGGGCCCAGGGGGAUGUAAUGCACUCGCCUUCCUCAAGGGGGCACCAGAGAUGGUGGCCAGCCUGUGCCUGAGAGAGAGCGUUCCCGCUGAGUUCUCCGAUACUCUGCGUCACUUUGCGAGUGAAGGGUUCAGGGUGCUCGCUCUGGCCUGCAAACCUCUGGAUGGACAGAUGGACAUAAAGACCAUUGAGAGGGGGGAGGUGGAGAGAGGGCUGCAGUUUCUGGGCCUCCUGGUGAUGAAGAAUCUGGUGAAGCCGGAGAGCGCCGACGUCAUCAGCACUCUGAGACAGGCUCAGCUCCGCACCGUCAUGGUCACAGGGGAUAACAUCCUGACGGCGGUGAACGUGGCGCGGAGCUGUGGCAUGGUUUCUGCACACGAGCGUGUGAUUUUUGUGCACGCAUCGCCCCCUAUUGCCCACUCCCAGCCAUCGUUGAGAUUUCACCUGGCAGAAGGUGGGGACGGGGCUAUGCAGGGAGAACUCGAUGGUCUUUCGCAGGGUCUCUACCAGGGCAAUGUUCACUACCACCUGGCUGUCAAUGGGAAGUCCUUCUCUGCACUGUGUGACUACUUCCCUGAAUACCUGCCCAAGGUCCUGAUGAGGGGGACGGUCUAUGCUCGCAUGGCCCCGGAGCAGAAGACUCAGCUGGUCACUGCACUGCAGAAACUCAAUUACCGUGUCGGGAUGUGUGGGGAUGGAGCCAAUGACUGUGGGGCUCUGAGGGCAGCUGAUGUGGGCGUGUCCCUAUCAGAGGCAGAGGCGUCUGUUGCGUCCCCCUUCACCUCCAAGUCUGACAACAUCAGCUGUGUGCCCUUGCUAAUCCGGGAGGGGAGGUGUGCACUGGUGACGUCGUUCAGUCUCUUUAAGUACAUGGCCCUGUAUAGUCUGAUACAGUUCUGCUCCGUGCUCGUCCUUUACACUGAGAAGACAAACCUGGGUGACCUGCAGUUCCUCUUCUUCGACCUGGUGCUGGUGACAUCAUUGGCCAUCGUGAUGGGGAGGGGGGGCCCCAGCAAGGAGCUGCACCCCCAGCGUCCCCCCGCCAGCCUGCUGACCCUGGCUGUCCUGGCCAGCCUGCUGCUCCACACCGUGUUGCUCAUCCUGGGACAGGUGGCUGCCCUGCUCAUCACCCAGUCACAGGAAUGGUUUGUGCCUCUCAAUUCGACGAUGACGGGAGCGGCUAACUUGCCGAACCUGGAGGACACGGGGUUGUUUGCCGUUUCUGGCUUCCAGUACAUCAUCAUGGCUGUGGUGGUGACCAAGGGGUACCCCUACAAGAAGCCCCUCUACACCAACGCGUUGUUUGUGUUUGUGCUGCUGAUCCUGUUUGCGAUCAUGUGCUGGCUGGUGAUCUACCCCCUGCCGUUACUGCGCAGACUGCUACAGCUCUACACCGUCACCGACAUGAACUACAAACUGCUGCUGGUGUCCCUGGCUGCGCUCAACUUCUUCACCUGCUACCUGCUGGAGGUGCUAAUCGACCAAGGACUGCUGAACUGUUUCCGUGCCUUACGAGGCAAGCGGGAGUCCAAAAAGCAGUACAAGCGUCUGGAUGUGCUCUUGUGUGACACCCCCACCUGGCCCCCUCUGGACCAGCCUCUGGCCCCUCCACAGUGCUCCGUCAUUGGCUUUAGUUAAUGUCAACUGACCCACCUCUAUCCUAGAGUCUCCUCUUCAGCUGCCAUGGGCUGGGUG
Molecule: messenger RNA, 3624 nt
Organism: Megalops cyprinoides (Indo-Pacific tarpon)
Lineage: Eukaryota; Metazoa; Chordata; Actinopteri; Elopiformes; Megalopidae
Gene: atp13a2
Product: ATPase cation transporting 13A2
Exons: 29
Coding region: 82-3567 (1161 amino acids)
Biological process (GO): regulation of autophagosome size; autophagosome-lysosome fusion; regulation of mitochondrion organization
Cellular component (GO): membrane
Molecular function (GO): ATP hydrolysis activity; P-type ion transporter activity; ATPase-coupled monoatomic cation transmembrane transporter activity
Source: RefSeq, a predicted model, not a curated record